Scatophagus argus is the source of this 5484-nucleotide messenger RNA. RefSeq names its product leucine rich repeat containing 32 (gene lrrc32). Bases 2036 to 3955 code for a protein of 639 amino acids. The record is from RefSeq and is a predicted model, not a curated record. Lineage: Eukaryota; Metazoa; Chordata; Actinopteri; Scatophagidae. Gene Ontology annotation, molecular function: protein binding. The transcript has 4 exons.
UUUGGAGACCAAAUCGCAUCAGUUAGCUGUCAGUGUCAGGAGCAAAUAAGAUUGUUUUCUCCUCCAGAGUUUCGCGUUAAACGUCCAGUGUGAAGGACUUAGCAGGCAGAAAUAAAAUGUGCUGUUUCGAAGUAUGUUUUCAUUAGUGUGUGUGAUCACCUGAAACUAUGAAACGCUUUGUCAAAGGUUGGACCCAAGUCAUUGUCCUGCAAGUCACGACUGACAAGCCUCUAGUCAAGUCCCAAGUCCUAAAUUUUAAGUUUUGGGUCUUAAACGAGUCACAAUCCCUCCUGACCAAAUGUAACACCAUUUUAACAAACAUUUACCCAUCAGUGGGACCGAUGGCCUUCAGCGAUUUACUCGCCAAACAAAAAGUGACCUGCGUUUGGUUCAUGGCGGAUGUUGAUUUCGGACCCAUGGAGUCCACGUUAAAUUGAUUCAGGAACUGAAUUGAUUCGUGGCACUUUUCAUUAACGUACUGCCGAAUCUUAAAUACUGCGGGGAACUGUCGAGUAUUUUCAAGCCCAAAGGCUCAAGUCCACGUGAAGACACGCGUCACUGGGCUUCAUCACCGUCAGCCAUUAAGUCCUUCACACUGGACCUCGGCACGGUUCAACACAUGUUCACAAUGGACGUCCACGCGGAUCUUCCUUCUGACUGAAAGAAAAAGAGUCCAUUUUAAGUUGACUUUGGCUGUGACACCAAACAAUGUCGGCACUGUAGUCUUGCAGAUUUGUUUUCUCUUUAGCAUCCAAGUCAGUUCUGUUGCUUUAUCUUGGUUGGAUUUUUUUUUAAAUUAGUUAGCAUGUAUUUCAGUGUAUUCACCAAAUGACAAAGAAAACGCUCUGUAUGAUACCGACAAACCAUUUUACUGCUGGUCGCUUUGCUCCUAAUCGUGACUCGUUGCAGUGCUUAGUGCUGUUGUAGAAAUUGUGAUGUAAACUAUAAAUUAUGAAAGAUUUCCAGUCUGACCAAACUCACAGCGUUUGGUGUGUUGAUGUCUUAAGGUUUUUGAGCGGACGGAGGCUGCGGCCUUUUCAACGCUCGUGACAAAACUUAAAAGUGCGUGCUUACGUGUUAUUGCGAUGGUAAAUAGUUGUGUGUUAUUUGAGAUUUGUUAUGUUGUAAAAUCUGCACUACGUCUUGCAUAUCAAAGACAGCAAAUUCCCUGUGAUUCCCUUUUGUUUAUUUGUUUUGUUUUUCAUUUUGUUUUCAUUUUCGUUCAUCUCGGAAUGACCUUGGCCUCCAUUUAACGUCUUUAAAACUGGAAUGUUGUACAUUUAGUGCCUUUUACAUUUCAUCAGCUAACUUGAACAUCUGCUCCAAAUAGAAAAGAUAAGAUUCAUUUAUUUUCCUUUUAUUGUAUGUAUUUUUUUAUACACAUAAUAUCGCCUCUGUAUCCACUGUCCAAAUUUUAUAUAAAACCUAUUCCUGGCCAAUUAAAUCUGUGUGUGUUUUCUGAUUAUUAUGUGUUCUCACCAAACUGAAAUCUGUUUUCUUCUGAAUAAGACAGAAACACAAAUGUACCAUCUACUAAAUCAUCUUUAAUUUCUGUCAUAUUAUCGACGACAUGAAACCUGUCAACCACGGAAAUAAAUUGCGCAGAAGAAGAAACGUGAAAUUGUAGCUGCGAGUAAAGUCCGCUGCUGGUGGAGGAGAGUUUAAACAUCACAUGCAGGAUGUAAAACCCUAGAAAACAGAUGGCGAUAGAUAAAGAAGCCAACCCCAAACCAAAUACGAUCAGUCAAAUCCCACGCGGUCACCAUCAUCAUCAUCAUCAUCAACAACAGGGCGAAGAAGACGCAGAAGAGCUUCGACUGGCACACUCAUGGUGGGACUUGACGCUCGUCCUGAAGCCCGUCAGGCUGAUUUUAUUUUGCAGCUCAGGCGUGUGCGACAGGAGCUCAGCAAACUGUCACUUCCGAACACAUGACACUGGGGUGUCAUCCUUCAUUAUAAACCAUAGUGAAGGAUGACAGGAUGGCGAAUGUGACACCAGACCCACUGUGAAAGCACUGCAGAAGAGAGCAGCACCAUGGCCGUCUUCCAGCUGCUCUUCCUGCCGUUGGUCAGCUGCUGCGUGGCGGCGUCCGCACGUUCUCCCCGCCACCUCCCUCUGUGCCAAGUUGUCCAGAUGGAUGUGUUUUGCAGUGAUCUGAGCCUUAGAGGUGCCCCAGUCAACCUUCCUCAUGGCGUCCAAAUGCUGGAUCUUUCUUGUAACCAAGUGCAAAUUCUUACCCAGGAAACUUUAGCAAACCACACUGGCUUCCGUCACCUGAAUCUUCACUCGAACAAGAUCCACUUCAUCCAGCCGGGGCUCUUCAAAGACAUGACAGAUCUAAAAGUCCUGAACCUGUCCAGGAAUCAUCUGAAUGUUUUUGCCCUCUCCAAGAUCAACAUCGGGCCUCUUACAGCUGUAGAGUCACUUGAUCUUUCAAGCAAUGGGCUGUACACAGGAAUGUCGGACUAUUUCCUGGCUGAUUCGCCAUCACUGAAAAACCUCUCUCUGAAUGGUAAUAGCAUCACCAAAAUAACACAAUAUACUUUCCGUGGAUCCCUGUCCUUGAGAAAAAUCAGCCUUCACAAUAACGUCAUCUUGGAGAUUGAAGAUGGAGCUUUUGACUCCCUGGAUCGUCUGACUGAGCUCGAUUUGUCCAAGAACUCAAUCACAUGCAUCACAGACUUUAAUCUCUAUAAUUUAACAGUGCUCAAUCUCAGCAAGAACAGCAUGGAGCUUUUCCAAAGCACAAAAUCACAACAUUUCUUUAAACUUGAGUGUUUAGAUCUGAGUGAAAACAAAAUGACUCAUUUUCCUUUUCUGCCUCAUAAAAACGUGCUUAAAUACCUGGAUGUUUCACGAAACCAAAUUCAGCACGUUGGUGUCCAGAGAGGUCAUGAAAACAUUGAUCACGUGAGGUACUUGGACAUGAGCUACAACCAACUCCAAAGCUUACCAGAGUUAUUUUUUAACUGUAUGGAUUCACUUGAGGUGCUGAAUGUGAGCAACAAUUGUAUCAGUUCAUUUUCUAUCACUAAUGAAGUCCUUCUACAGACAGUGAAGAUUAUCAAUCUCAGCUAUAAUUCACUGCAGAGUCUGACAUUUGGAGAAAACACUCUGCAAUCGCUGGAAGAGCUCUACUUGCAAGGAAAUGACCUUGCUGUCCUGGACCAUCAAAUUUUUCAAAGACUUCCCAGUAUCAAUCUCCUGCAGCUCCAGCAGAAUAAUCUGAUAAUCUGUGAAUUGGAUAAAAACCACCAGGAUCCUCAAGAUUGUGUCUCGUUUGCUUCCAUGGCAAACUUACAGUUCCUGAACCUAUCUGAAAACAGUCUGAGGACGCUGCCGGCAAAUGCAUUUGCCAACACGGCUCUGAAGUCACUGGACUUGUCACUGAACCCGGGUUUAGUCCUGGACAAACACUCCCUCUCUGGUCUGGAGCAUUCCCUGAUUCACCUCUUCCUGAGGGAAAACAACAUUUCCAACCUAAACGCAGACUUGUCAUCGCUGAGGAGUCUCAAACACAUCGACUUGUCCACUAACCAGUUAACCACUCUGCCUAUGUGGAACAGAGAUUCUUCAAUCGAGUCACUAAAUCUGCAAAACAACAACCUGGUCACCCUGGAUUACAGCACCAUGCUUGCUCUGGAGCGCUCACUAAAAACCCUUUAUAUGGGCUCCAACCCUCUGAGCUGCUGCAGCAACCUCGACUUCCUGCACAUAGUGCAGCACUCGGGUGUGGUGGUACCCGAUAUCGAGAUCGUGACCUGCGUUCACGAGGAGUACUCAGAACCCGUCAACAUCGAGAAGGUGACCCAGGAAAUGUGUCAUAAAGCAGGCAUCCGAAACUACGUUGUUGCUGUUGUGCUGGUAGCGUUACUUGUGAUGAUUGUGUUCGGGGUGCUAUUUAAAUGUUGCCACUCAAGGAAACGAAAGCACAACCGAAGAUUUAUUGCAUAAUGUGAGCGAACGGUGUACAUGCAGGGCCAUGAAGGAAUUAACAAUGAAUGUAGUGUCGGUGAUGUCACCCAGAGUCUUCUGAUGGAACAAUUUAAAGCUUAAACAACGGACAGACUUUUGAAUUCAGGACGUAUUGUGGGACAAAUAUUUCCUCCCAAACACCAAAAGAGAAGUUUGGACUUUUUAAAUGGACUCAGCAUCUAGUGGCCAUUGUAGGAACUGCCACUCUAGAGCCUGAUGGCUAAAGCAGGAGUGUUCCCUGCUUGGUUUAACAUCAUAUUAGCCAUACUGAAUGUAAAAGGAACACUACAACACUUAAACAGUGUUGACCAUUUUCUCCAUUGAGAGACCACAUGGAAUAGUAGUUUUGACUUUUUAGGAAGUAUACUUAUUCACUUUCUUGAUGAAAGUUAGAUGAGAAGAUUGGUACCACUUUUGUGUCGGUUUGCUAAAUCUGAAGCUACAGGCAGCAGCUGGCUAGCUCAGCUAGCUUAUUGCUGCUCAAAGGUAACAAAGUCUACUGAUCAACACAGCUUACUGAUUAACAUGUAAUGUCUCCUUUGUUAAAUUUGUUACAUUUUGUGCGCAGUAGCCCAGGCAUGAAAAUCCAAAAUCCACCAAAAAAACUAUGAUUUGCUGUUUGUCUUGUUGUAAACCAACAAGACAUACUGUGUCAUUUUCAUUUUUCCCCGUUUCCUGUCUGUAUGCUAAACUAAGCUAACUGGCUGCUAGCUGUAGCGCCACAGGUAGCACACAGACAUGACAUGAUCAGUCUUCUCAUCUAACUUUGACCCAUUGAACUCUUAAACACUUAGCGUGUUCACGAGUUGAAUGAGGGGUUCUGGAAAAUGGAGACAAACACUACGAAGGAUGAUGAAACAAACUGCAUGUUUCAUGGAUAAUAAAAUAUGAUGAAGUAUAUGUAAGUGCAGAUUCAUCUGAGAUGACUCUACACUGUCCACAAGUUUUUAUAAAGCCGUCCAAGCCGUCCCUUUACCUGUUUGUGUAGUUUGCACUUUAAAUUUCUUCUUCUGCGGCUGUAUCUUAUAGUGUGACUGUUAACACUAAGAAAUUAAUAAUGUUUCUAUUAUAAAAACUAAGCUGGACGUCUUUUACAGUAUCUUUUCUGUAUUGAUCCCAGGUUUGGGAUGCUCCUGACCGGACACAAUAUAUAUUAAUCUGAUAUCUAAAUGUUUCUUUAAGGAUGAUGGUGAAAGCUGGACUAAGCACUGAAGUAAAUAAUAACUGUGAUACGCUAAUGCAAAAGUACAAUAAAUAUAGUAUAUGUUUCAAAAUAAGAAGGAAUAUGAAAUCCAGCGCUGUAAUGUAGUGGCCUACACUGGGAUCCACAGUUUAAUACAAUUUAAAUGUGAUUAUCCUAAAGUAAUCAUUAUUAUGAUUAUUAUGUUAUUAUUAUUAUUAUUUUUUAUCUACAAGUCAAAUUGAUUUGUACAUUUUUUUCAUCCUGUGAUUUUAUGUUGUAGCAAUGCAGACAAUAUUUUGUACCAAAUGAAUUUUCUACACUUAAA